AUGUCAAAAAAGAGUAGUAUCAAGAAAUUCAAGUUAGUUCAUAUUGAAAAUUCAGACGGUGAUCCAUCCAAAUGGCCUGACACAACUACAAAAAAAAUAGUUGAUGGUACUCAUAUAAAAAUAUUUUAUGAAUUGGAUGAAAAUUCCCAUGCAUAUGGUGCUUGGAUGGAAAUACUUGGUAAAGCCAUUGCUAAAGAAAUAAAAUUGAAAGAAAAUUUGGUGCUGGAACAAAUGCCAUAUGGAUAUAAACUAUUUGUUCAAUACAAAUAUUCAAAAAGAAUAACACCAAAAGAAUUACCUAUGAGUUGUCGUACCAUAAAAGACGGCGAAGAGUGUACAGAAAGAACUGAUAUAUUUGUUUAUGGUGAUCCUAGAGGUGCUAGAUUUAGAUCAAAAAACGACUUUGUACCACAUUGCGUGUGGCUUUAUUUUAAUAAAAAAGAUAGUUGUAAAUGUAAUCAUUGUGAUAAAGAAUCCCAUGAAAAACGCAAAGAAGCUAUAAGAGCAAGUAGAUCAUUGGUUCGGCUUAGUAAACAACAGAUUGAUACAAAGGUUCCUAAGAAAGUUAAAAAAAUUAAUGAAAAUAUUGACAAUAACACAUUAUCUAUUAUAAAUAAUUCAAAAUAUCAACGUGGAGAGAUUAUUUGGGUUUCAGAUACAACGCUAACAUUUAAAUUGUCUUCACAGGAUCAAAAAGAUAAUAAUAAUAAUGAGAUGGAGGAAAUCUUUUGGCCUGGAGUAAUUGUUGAAGUUGGACCAAAUCUAAUUCAAAAAAAUUAUAAUGUUUAUUCUACUGGAUUUUUAAAGCCAUCAUCAAUCAAAAAUCAAUUGGAUAAUUAUAGGUAUUUGAUAAAGCUUUUGAUCAUAAAUAAAUGUUACGAGUAUCCAACAUUUGCUUUAUCACCAUGGCUCUCAAUUGAUCACGAAGAAUUAGCAUUUAAAUAUUCAAAUGAAAUUUAUUUACCACAAUUUUUGAAAGCAAUACAAAUUGCCUCUAAUGUUCAAAAACAUUAUAUAAUGGGAUCAGUUUAUAAUUACAUUGUUAAUCAUAAAGAAAUAAAUUCAAUUAAAGAUCCUAUUCAAAAACAACGAAUUAUUAAUGCAAAAAAUUAUCCACACUAUAGUGAGCUAUGGUUUGGAACUGAAAAAAUCAAAAUUUAUGAUUUUUUAAGAUUGACCAUGGAUGAUGAUGAUAAUAAUAAAUGUUUUGUGGAUAAUGUUUUGUCUAAUAAACAAUCAGUGGCAUCAACUGAUGCUGCUCAGAUUUAUAAAAGUGAGGAUGAUGAAGAUGCCACUAUAACUGAUGAUGAUAAUAACAGUACAAAUGAUAAAACUGUUAUAAAGGAGUCACUACAAGAAUGUCAAAGUUAUAAAUCAGAAGAAAAUGAGAUGAUUAUUGAUAAUUGA
Molecule: messenger RNA, 1407 nt
Organism: Entrophospora candida
Lineage: Eukaryota; Fungi; Glomeromycota; Glomeromycetes; Entrophosporales; Entrophosporaceae
Source: the annotation of a GenBank genome assembly